AUGAGCACGGCGGAUCCGCCGGAUUUGCCUCCUUCUCCGAUGGAAAAUGGUUCAUCUCAGAGGGGAGGGAAUGGUUCUGAUCAAGUUACAGCAAAGGAUUUGGAAAAUUUGGUGAAUCAAAAGGUUUCUGGAGAAGAUGGCUCAACCGAUCAAUCUUCAAAGGAUCUGGGUUUGGGAAAGACGAUCGCGGCUCCAACAACUCAGGAGGUGAAGGGAUCGUGGGUUGGUGUGGUUCAAGGUCAAAAGGUUCUUAAAAAGUAUGAAGUGGAGAUUGAGAUGAAGGAUGGAGUUGGUUCAGUAAGGGUUCCAGAGGAGAUAACAAAGGAUGUGGCUCCUCUAUGGGAUGAUUUCUUGAUUGGGAAAUUUCUUGACAAUGCUCCACACAUUGCAAAAGUGCACUCGAUUGUGAAUAAGAUUUGGACUCUGAAUGAUAAGACUCAGAAGAUAGAAGUGUUUGAGGUCAAUCCAACAUCAAUGAAGUUAAGGGUUCUCAAUCAAGCUGACAAGAACAGGAUCCUGAGGAGAGGAAUGUGGAAUAUCGCGGGCGUCCCAGUGGUGAUGACGAAGUGGUCGCCAAUAGUAGAGAAGGAGAAGCCACCAACACAAUCGAUUCCCAUGUGGGUUCAUGUGAAGCAUUUUCCCUUAAAGAUGUUCUCGUGGCAAGGUCUAAGUUUUGUUACAAGUCCUUUGGGGGUUCCUGGAAGGCUUCAUCCAGAAACAGCGCAAUGCUUAAACUUGGAGGUAGCAAAGAUUUUUGUAAAUGUUGAUCUAACGAAGGAUCUUUCCAAGCAGUUGAAUUUUAACAUUCAAGGAGAGGAAGUGAUGGUGGAGUAUAGCUAUCCAUGGUUGCCAAAGAAGUGUUUGAAGUGUAACAAAUGGGGUCAUUCGGAAAAAACAUGUUAUGUGGGAAAAGAAAGGGAGCAGAAAGAUCUUGAAGAAGGAGAAAUAAGAAAAGAAGUUCAGGAGAAUGUGAAGGAAACAGUAGAAGAGUUGAAGGAUCAGGAAGUGUCUAUUCAGAGUGAUAACAUAGAGGGGGAAAUAGACAAAAAUCAUAGAGAGGAGGUGCAACAGGAAGAGGGUAGAAAAGAGGUUUCGGUGGAGAAAGCUCAGACAGUAAAUGCGAUGGAGGAAAAAUUGGAAUGGGCUGCAGUCUCUCCGGGGAAAGCUAGUCGUACUCCUAGUCCAAGAAAAGAUUUGGAGUUUGGACAAAUUGAAGAAGAGAGUUCAAGUGAGGAGAAGGAAGAUGAUGUUAUUGUAUCAAGGCAAUGUCUACCUCGUGAAUCAAAGAUAAAUCACAGGGCCUCUAAGCAUCUGGUAGUUAAGGAGUGGAUAAGGAAAAGUGGGUUUCAGUUUGGAUGUUUAAUUGAGACAAGAGUGAAGGAAAGUAAAGUUAAAGGGAUUUUGGAGAAGGUUGUGCCGGGUUGGUCUUAUAUGGCAAAUUAUGAGUAUAACAGACUAGGAAGAAUUUGGGUGUUGUGGAGUCCAGGAGUGAGAAUGACUCCAUGUUUUCAAAGUGAUCAGAUUAUUACGGUGUCUAUGCUAUUGGAGGGUAUGGAUGAAGAGGUUUUUUGUUCUUUCAUCUAUGGAAAGAACUUGGUAGAGGAAAGAAGAGAGUUAUGGAGGGAUUUAAAGAGUCAUCAGGAUUCUUCUAUUAUAAGGAAAGCACCAUGGAUUAUUCUAGGGGAUUUCAACGAGAUAUUACAUGGUUUUGAGCAUUCAGUAGUAGGAGCGUCGGAAGAUACGAUGGGAAAAAAUGAAGCCGAGAAACCUUUCAAGUUUAUUAAUGCACUGGUGGAUACAUCAGAAUUUUUCAAGCUGGUUGAAGAAUUUUGGUCUGAAACAGAACCGCUUUUCAACUCUACCUCAGCACUUUUCAGAUUGUCAAAGAAGCUUAAAGCUUUAAAAUCCCAUCUGAGAAAGCUGAGUAAGGAGAAGUUUGGAGGCAUUUUCAAGAAGACAAGUGAAGCGUAUAAAAAUCUUUGUGAAGCUCAAACAAAGACUUUGGAAAAUCCUGAUCAGAUAAACAUGGAAGCUGAAUCUGCUGCGUAUGGAAGAUGGCUGAUUCUCUCAAUAGAAGAAAAGGUUAUCAGUCAAAGAGCUAAGAUUUUCUGGUUAGAGGUGGGUGAUGGAAAUAACAAGAGUUUUCAUAGAGCAGCGAAAGUAAGGGAAAUCCGAAAUGCUAUAAGAGAAAUAAAGAGAUCAGAUGGGUCAGUAGCAGAUAAUCAAGAAGACAUCAAAAAGGAAGCUGUGGAUCAUUUCCACAAAUUCCUAACUCAUAACCCGGAAGAUUAUGAAGGAGCGAGGCUAGAGGAUUUAAAGACUCUACUCAAUUAUGAUUGUUCUGAAUCUGAUAGAAGCAUGUUGAUUGGAGAUGUAUCUACAGAGGAAGUAAGGAAGGUUCUCUUCUCUAUGGCUGCGGAUAAAUCCCCGGGACCUGACGGAUAUACCAUGGAAUUCUUUAAGGCUUCUUGGGCUAUUACAGGUACAGACUUUGUCGUAGCUAUUAAAUCUUUCUUUGAUAAGGGUUUUCUUCCCAAAGGCAUCAAUUCCACCAUCUUGGCACUCAUCCCAAAGAAUAAUGCUGCAACUUAUUAUCGCCCUAUAUCUUGCUGCAAUGUGAUAUAUAAGGUUAUAUCAAAGAUACUUGCAAAUCGAAUGAAGCGGCUGCUCCCUCUGUUUGUAUCUUUAAACCAGUCAGCUUUCGUGAAGGAUAGAUUGCUUAUGGAGAAUGUUCUUCUCGCGUCAGAGCUGGUUAAGAGUUAUCACAAAGAAACAGUUUCAGAAAGAUGUGCAGUAAAGAUUGAUAUAUCCAAAGCUUUUGACUCAGUGCAGUGGUCUUUCUUGCUAAGGGUUUUGGAGGCGUUGAAUUUCCCUGCAAAGUUUAUUCUGUGGAUUCAAAAAUGUAUUGAGCUAGCAUCUUUUUCAGUUCAGAUUAAUGGAGAGCUUGCUGGAUAUUUCAAUAGUAAGAGGGGCUUGCGCCAAGGUUGCUCCUUGUCACCUUAUCUAUUCGUAAUAUGUAUGCAAGUGCUAUCAAAACUUCUGGACAGAGCGGCUUAUGAGAAAAGGAUUGGCUAUCAUCCAUAUUGUGAGGAGUUAAGAUUAACACACAUAUGCUUUGCAGAUGAUAUACUAGUAUUCUCUGAUGGGAGAAAGGAAUCAGUGGAUGGCAUUUUGGCAGUGUUCAAGCAGUUUGCAAGAAUGUCAGGGCUUAACAUAAGUCUUGAGAAGUCAACACUGUACCUAGCUGGAGUUAAAGCGGAAGGUAGUGUUGCUAUUAUGGAGCAAUUUCCUUUUGAAGCUGGUUCUCUCCCGGUUAGGUAUCUUGGACUUCCUCUCUUGACAAAGAGAAUGAAUGCACAAGACUACAGCCUGCUUAUCUCAAGAAUAAAAGCCAGAAUCUCUUCCUGGACGGCGAGGCACCUUACUUUUGCUGGUCGCCUACAGCUCGUUGGUUCGGUUAUAUAUAGUAUAACGAACUUUUGGAUGUCAGCAUACAGACUGCCAAAUGGGUGUAUACAAGAGAUUAACAGUAUAUGUGCAGCGUUUCUUUGGUCUGGUCCAGUUCUAUCAACGCAUAAGGCAAAGAUAGCAUGGUCAGAGGUUUGUAAGCCAAAAGAUGAAGGAGGUUUGGGUCUGAGAAAUUUAACUGAAGCGAACAGAGUAUCAUGUUUGAAGCUCAUUUGGCGCCUACUAUCUGCUCGUGCUUCUCUUUGGGUGAAGUGGAUUUGGAAGUAUCUAAUUAGGAAGGGAUCUUUUUGUAGUGUAAAGGAAAGCAGUGUGUUGGGAUCAUGGAUGUGGAAGAAGUUGAUAAAACUGAGACCUUUGGCACAGCAAUUAACAAGGAUGGAGAUAAAUAGUGGUUCAAAUACUUCUUUUUGGUUAGAAAAAUGGUCGCCUUUGGGUGUUCUGAUUGAGCUAACUGGAGAUGGGGGCUGUAUGGCUCUGGGUAUUCCUCUAAACACUACGGUGGAAAGAGCUAUCCAGAUUUAUAGGACUCGAAGGCAUCGAACUCCUGAGUAUAUAAUGAUUGAGCAGGAAAUUAUGAAGCUAAAAGCUAGGGGAUUAAAUGAUUUGGAGGAUGACUGUCUUUGGAAGAGGGAGAAUGGUGAUUUCAGAUUGGGUUUCGUUACCUCUCAUACUUGGAACCUUACAAGAGUACACUCCGCGAAAGUCUUCUGGAGUAAAGGCAUUUGGAUUCCUGAAGCCACUCCAAAGUUUGCUUUUAUUGCUUGGGUUGCAAUGCACAACAGAUUAGCAACAGGAGAUAGGGUUAUCAAGUGGAAUCCUCAAGCAAAUUCCACCUGUUGGCUCUGUCAGAAUGAUUUUGAAACAAGAGAUCACUUGUUUUUUAUGUGCUCAUAUUCACAAGAGGUGUGGAGGAAGACCAUUGGAGACUUAACAGGUAGUAGCAGUAUAUAUCAAUGGUCGCUAGUGGUCAGGACAGUGGUAAAUGGGCUUCAAGAGAGAAAUGCAAAAUUUCUACUCAGAUAUUGUUUUCAGGCUGUUGUAUAUGCACUAUGGCUUGAGAGAAACGCUAGAAGAGUUGGAGGUUAUUCACAACCAGUGUCUUGUUUGAGUACAAGGCUGGAAAAGUUGGUGAGAAAUCGAAUAACAUCUUUGAGGAGGAAGAAUUGGAAGAAGUACGAGAAGGCUAUGGAAGUUUGGAUGGGAAGAAGUUUUAUUUGA
Messenger RNA from Raphanus sativus (radish), 4686 nucleotides. RefSeq lists its product as uncharacterized. Bases 1 to 4686 code for a protein of 1561 amino acids. Lineage: Eukaryota; Viridiplantae; Streptophyta; Magnoliopsida; Brassicales; Brassicaceae. The transcript is spliced from 4 exons. The record is from RefSeq and is a predicted model, not a curated record.